Acanthochromis polyacanthus (spiny chromis) is the source of this 3167-nucleotide messenger RNA. RefSeq names its product solute carrier family 16 member 13 (gene slc16a13). Lineage: Eukaryota; Metazoa; Chordata; Actinopteri; Pomacentridae. The record is from RefSeq and is a predicted model, not a curated record. Gene Ontology annotation, biological process: transmembrane transport; monocarboxylic acid transport. Bases 482 to 1870 code for a protein of 462 amino acids. Gene Ontology annotation, molecular function: monocarboxylic acid transmembrane transporter activity. The transcript is spliced from 5 exons.
UGAGGGGUACCAACAAUUUUGUCCAUGUGUGUAAUUGUUAAACGCUAACCAAAUGCAGUGACCAACCUUCUUUUGUUUUCUCUCAGUUCUGCAGACUGCUGUGUGUAUAGUAACACUAAAAUAUUAACAAACGUGAAAUUGAAACUGGACAAAGAAAAUUUCUUAUUACUAAACAUGAAACCUAAAUCACAGCCGAUUGUCAGCAGUCACUGUCAGAGCUCACCUCUUACCCACAUGUUGUCAAAUAAAGGCCAACCUGUUAAACAGCCUAGUCACACAUACAAGGCACAACCAGGGAAUUUAUUGGUUUGUGGGAAGUUAAUCAUUAUGGCACUGAGGGGAUCAGACUAGUUCGGUUACAUUUCCCGAGGCGUCUACCUUCAUGUCUUCUGUGGUUUCUUAAUACCAUUCCCUGCUCAUUCUGCUUUUAUGUUAGCCUGCAUUUUUCUUUCAUUGUUGGCACACCUCUCUUUUCUUAGACAUGACCAAGGUAAAGUCCAAUUCGGAGAGCCGGAGCGAGGACGUCGAGGGCCCGGAUGGAGGCUGGGGCUGGGUGCUGCUGGCUGCUUUGUUUGUCAGCACGAGCCUCGUGUUCGGCCUGAUGCGGAGCCUGGGCGUCUUCUUUGUCGAGUUUGUCCAGUACUUUGAGGAAAGCAGUCAGGCUGUCUCCUGGAUCUCAUCCACCGGCUUAGCAGCACAGCAGUUCUUCAGUCCACUGGGUGCAGCGCUGUGUAACGCGUAUAAUGCCAGGCUGGUGGUGAUGACGGGGGGCUUUCUCGCUGGACUCGGUCUCAUUCUGGCCUCGCAAGCCACCUGCCUUGCUCACCUGUACCUCACGAUGGGUGUAAUUUCAGGUUUGGGCUGGGGGUUGGUCUUUACGCCCAUGGUGGCCACAGUCAUGGCUAACUUUACCCGCCGACGCACCUUGGCUUUGGGACUGGCUUUCUCCAGCAUUGGCCUGUCUUCAUUUGCCUUUAACCCACUCUUCCAGCUGCUGGUGGAGAUGUACACCUGGCGAGGAGCCCUGCUAAUUCUGGGAGGCCUCAGCUUCAACAUCGUAGCCUGCGGGGCGCUCAUACGUCCAAAGAAGCGCUCUGAAGCCCCAGCAAAGGUGGAUCCAGACAGCAGGUCGUCAUGUGUUGCCCAGCUGCAGCGAGUCUCCUCCUACCUGGAGCUGUCACUGCUCUGUGAGAGGCCUUAUGUCACCUACACCUUAGCUAUUUCUCUUUUAAACGCCGGCUACUUCGUGCCAUAUUUCCAUCUGGUGGCCCAUAGCCGCCAAGCUGGCUUCUCUGAGUACCAAGCCGCUUUCGUCAUGUCGGCCGCAGGAGCUACGGACAUUUUGGGCCGCGUAGUGUCGGGCUGGUUCGCUGACCUGCGCCACUUUCGGUUGAUUCAUCUGCUAAGCUUCUGGACAGCCCUGGCAGGUGUGUUCAUCAUGCUGCUGCCUGUGAGCUCCUUGUCUGGGUCCUACGUGGCGCUGGUGGCGAUCAGUCUCCUGUAUGGAUUCUGCUCCGGGGCUUUGACCUCUCUGGCGUUUGCGGUGGUGCCUCUGAUCGUGGGCGUGGAGCGCAUGAUGGGGGCCCUCGGGCUGCUGCAGCUCAUCGAAAGCGGUGCAGGUCUGCUGGGGACUCCUCUGUCAGGGUUGCUCAAGGACAUCACAGGCAACUACAUGGCCUCCUUCAUGGUAGUAGGCUCUUUCCCCAUUCUUGGUACCUUGACCAUGGCCACUCUGCCUCACUUUUUCUCCUGCACCGACCCUCCGCCUCCUCAGAGACGUUCCCUUGACGACAAAGAUAAGGGUUUGAAUUCAGAGCUGGAACAGAUGAACAGUUUGCCCUCUGACACAAGUAGUAGAAGUGCUGAGUGAUCUGACGGGUGAGAAAACAAGUUUCGGUAAGCCUCAAUACUGUGUCAAGGUAAGGCUUCAGGAAUAACGGCAAAUUUCUGAAGACGCCUUCAACAUGGUGCUGUUGCUCAUGUGUAUGAAUGGUGGUGCAUUAUAUACCUCAGAGACUGUGAGCCAAAGUGAACAGUGAAGCUUCCUGGUUGGCUCUGUUACAUAUCAUCACUUUGGUUUAAUGUUGAAGCCAGUAGAUACUGCCUGAAAGGAAACAAUUUCAGUAUUUAAUUACAGCUCAUAAACCUUUGAUUAAGAUCGGAUAUGUGAGGAAAAAUUCUAUUUGUUUUUCAGUUGUUACCACAACAUUCUAAUAGCACUUUUAGCUUACUUGACUAAGAAACACAAAAUCUUGAAAUCGAUCUUUGAGACUGUGAAUCUGAUUCUGCUGCUGAAAGACUGACGAGCAUAUUUAAAUUUUGCACAGACAUGAUUUAACUUGAAUUUCACAGUCUUCAUUUAAACUAUAUUCUGACAAUUAACACUGUGGAUACUGUUCAUCAGAGAGACUGGAUUCCGUCACUGUGGGGCCAUCUUUUUUUGUUUCCUGCUGUUAUCUCCAAAUACAUAAUAAAUACAAUCUUCAGGUACAUGACGAGAAUUUCAUGAUCAAAAACUAACAACUAAAUGUUGAUAUAGGGUACCUUUUAUAGGAUACAGUCUUUUUAUUAUGAAGCACAACUUAUGCAAAUCACGUGGCACACCUUAAGCUAGCCUUCCCAACACUGGUCUUAUUUUUUUAUUUGAUGACAUAGGGCAUUAGUGAAUCCCAGAGAUGACUGUUUUUUAUACUACUAUGUGAUUUUUGUGUGAAGAUAUAUUGUUAAAAAAAAAAACUCACAGUGCUGUUCACUGAGCCCAGUAAAGCUGCUGAUAUCAACUCUUAGACUCAGGAAUUUCUCUUUCCACCAGUGCACCGUAAUUCUUGGCAGGAGCACAAAACCAUGUUUUUCCAAGUGCUUUUUUUUUGAUGAUACAUUCAGCUUGUUUGCAUAAGCACUUUGUACUUUUGUAAACCAUAAGCAAACACUGGCUUUGUAGAGCAGUAGCGUCUGGCUUUGAUAACAGCUGGAUGAACACCAUGUUUUGAGCAGAAGCACGGUGAAACGCUGGUACCUGUUCAUCAGAAAUCUUUUUACUUACAGACUGUCAUGCAAUACUGUGGUCCUUUAAUCCUAAAACCGCCGCUCAAACUACCUGCAAAAUGUCACUGAUGUGUUAAAAUGUAAUGUUUUGUGCUUGAUUAAAUUCAUUGUGUUUUGUUUUA